Messenger RNA from Astyanax mexicanus (Mexican tetra), 1251 nucleotides. Its product is annotated as galectin-8-like. Bases 1 to 1251 code for a protein of 416 amino acids. Gene Ontology annotation, cellular component: nucleus; immunological synapse. NCBI's taxonomy places the organism in Eukaryota, Metazoa, Chordata, Actinopteri, Characiformes, Acestrorhamphidae. Gene Ontology annotation, molecular function: carbohydrate binding; IgE binding; laminin binding. The record is from RefSeq and is a predicted model, not a curated record. The transcript has 8 exons. Gene Ontology annotation, biological process: eosinophil chemotaxis; negative regulation of extrinsic apoptotic signaling pathway; neutrophil chemotaxis.
AUGGCUGAUCAGACCAAGUUCUUUGAGGUUCUUCAGAAAGUUCUGGAAAACCUGACCUCUGAAGAUCUGGUGAAAUUCAAUACACACCUGAUUGAGGGGGUGGUGGACUAUUACCCCGUCAUACCCAAGCCCACGCUGCAGUUCGCCAUUGUCCAGGCAAACGUCAGCGAGAUGUUGAAGGCCUAUGGAACGAGGGACACGGCAGAGAUAUGCGAGAUCACCCUGAGAAUCAUGAACCACAGAGAUCUCGCUCAGAGUCUGGCUGGAAUCAAAGGAUCUCUCUAUCCAGUGGUUCCAUAUGCGCAGGUUCUGCAUGAUGGACUCAAGAACCAGACGGUCAUCACCAUCCAAGGACAGGUCAAAUCAAACGCUGACCAAUUUCAUAUAAACCUACACAAAGACAGCGAUAUAGCGUUUCAUUUCAACCCACGAUUUAAUGAGAACGGGAAGCAGGUGAUCGUGAGGAACAGCCUAAUGAGAUAUGUGUGGGGACCUGAGGAAAGAGAACUGUCCGUCUUUCCUUUCACACCUGGAAAACCUUUUGAGGUGAAAAUUCUCUGCACUGAUGCUGAAUUCAGAGUAGAAGUUGAUAAGAAGCCUCUGCUGAAUUUCACUCAUCGCAUCAAAGAAAUAAAUCAGAUCAGGAAACUGACUGUGGAACGAGACGUCUUCAUCAAGCAAGUGACCAUCGAUCCAAUUCCUCUCUGGAUGACUCCACAAUCUACAGAUGUUCUGAAUGAUGUGAUCUCUGAGAACAUGAACAUCAUCAUCCCUCUGCACGUCAAACCCAACGCUAAAGUGUUCUCGAUCAACCUGAUUAAGGACGAUGAAAACAACAUAUUGUUUCAUAUGAAACCGAUGUUCUCCGACGAUGGGAAGGGAAUAAUGAUCGUCAGGAACAGUAAGGUUAAUGGAGUUUGGGGCUCUGAGGAACGAGAUACUCCCUCCUUCACUUUUGCAUGUGGAAAAUCUUUCCUGGUGAAGAUCUUGUGCACCAGCAAGGAGUUUAAAGUGUUCGUUGACGGCAAGUUUCUGCUGGAGUUUAAAUACAGGCAGUUCGAUUUCACCAAAAUCAAUAAAGUGGGAAUUCGUGAAGACGUCAUCGCCUGGGGGGUCCAGGUUGAGCCGUGUACGUUUCUUUACGUAUGCUUUAAUUCUUACCUGAGCUACAAAAAAAGAUGUGCAUUAAGUGUGAAAUUGUGGUGGAAAAUGAGAUGUUUUAAAGCUGGAAAUCAUCAGAACCUUAUCUGA